Molecule: messenger RNA, 729 nt
Organism: Nicotiana attenuata
Lineage: Eukaryota; Viridiplantae; Streptophyta; Magnoliopsida; Solanales; Solanaceae
Product: homeobox protein knotted-1-like 1
Exons: 4
Coding region: 1-537 (178 amino acids)
Cellular component (GO): nucleus
Molecular function (GO): DNA binding
Source: RefSeq, a predicted model, not a curated record
AUGGAGACAAAAAGUGACAAUUUUACAGAUGGAGAGCACCUGGAAGCAAAGGAAUACUGUAGUUCCAGAUCAGGAGAUGCUGUAGAAGAAGAUAAUAAUGAAGAAGAAACAGAAGUCAUCAAGAGGCAAAUAUCUUCCCACUCUUUGUAUGAUCUUUUGGUUGACACUCACUUUGACUGUUUGAAGGUUUGUUCGGGUAUCAGUGAGAUUGACAAAAUUGAAAGAGCUGAAACAAAGGCAAAAUAUAAGAAGCGUAGUUCACACACAAUGGAUCAAUCAAAAUUGAACAAUAACUUUGCUGUUGAUGAGAAGCUCAGCUCACUCACAAUUCAUCAACCAGAACUGGACACUUUUAUGGAAGCAUAUUGUGUGGCUCUAAGCAAGCUAAAAGAAGCAAUAGAGGAACCUCACAUAGAGUCCAUAAAGUUCAUCAACCAUAUGUAUUCUCAACUCAGCGACCUCAUGGAAGUUCCUUCUGUUUCCACUUUAUCUCCAACGGCAUCUUUUGAAGGGAUGAAGACCCAUGGGAACACAUGAAAUGGCACGAGGAAGCUGAUAGAUCCAAGAAUUUAUAUAUUAAGCUCACAAUUUAGCAUCUUCUAAUUACUAAGUUAUGAUAUCUAUCCUGUGCGAUGCAUGGUAGAAUUUUCUUUGCUAUAGACUGCCGCAAAUCGUCGUAGUAAACUUUCUUUUUUGAUGUAAUAUGAAGUUAAUAAUGAUGAUUGCCAA